Molecule: messenger RNA, 1172 nt
Organism: Xyrauchen texanus (razorback sucker)
Lineage: Eukaryota; Metazoa; Chordata; Actinopteri; Cypriniformes; Catostomidae
Product: secretagogin
Exons: 11
Coding region: 94-912 (272 amino acids)
Biological process (GO): regulation of long-term synaptic potentiation; regulation of presynaptic cytosolic calcium ion concentration
Cellular component (GO): terminal bouton; dendrite; nucleus
Molecular function (GO): calcium ion binding
Source: RefSeq, a predicted model, not a curated record
UCUGCAGUCUGUCUCUCUGUUUAGGUGCAGCACUGCUCUUCUCUUUCAUGUUACUGUGUCACUUCUAAAAAAAAAAAAAAAAAUUCCCCCAUCAUGGACUUCGCUUUUGCCAAUUUAGAUGCUGCCGGUUUUCUACAGAUCUGGCAACACUUUGAUGCUGAUGAUAAUGGCUACAUUGAAGGGAAAGAGUUGGAUGACUUUUUCCGACACAUGUUGAAAAAGUUAGGGCCAGAGGAUAAGAUAACAGAGGAGAAAGUGCAGCAGAUGAAGAAGAGGUUUAUGUCGGCCUAUGACAUCACCGCUGAUGGACGCCUGCAGAUCCAGGAGCUGGCCAAUAUGAUCCUGCCGGAGGAUGAAAACUUCCUUCUUAUCUUUCGUAGAGAAGCUCCUCUAGAUAACAGUGUGGAGUUUAUGAAGAUCUGGAGAAAAUAUGAUGCUGACAGCAGUGGUUACAUAUCAGCUGUGGAACUUAAGGGUUUCUUGAAGGACCUGUUUCUACAGCACAAAAAGAAUAUUCCCUCCAGCAAGCUGGAUGAAUACACAGAUACCAUGAUGAACAUUUUUGACAAAAACAAAGAUGGCCGAUUGGAUCUUAAUGACCUUGCUAGAAUCCUGGCUCUACAAGAGAACUUCCUGUUGCAGUUCAAAAUAGAUGCCAGUAGUCAAGUGGAGAGAAAUAGAGACUUUGAGACGAUCUUUGUCCACUAUGAUGUUAGUAAGACAGGAGCUCUUGAAGGACCAGAGGUGGACGGAUUUGUCAAAGACAUGAUGGAGCUCGUCAAGCCCAGUAUCAGCGGAAUGGAUCUGGAUAAGUUCCGUGAAGUGUUGCUGCAUCACUGUGAUGUGAAUAAAGAUGGGAAGAUCCAGAAGAGCGAGCUGGCCUUGUGUUUGGGGGUGAAGCUGAAACCAUAGUCCUAACUGCACACUGGAGUUCUCACACCACUUUUACUACUGAAAACUGUACUUACUGUAUUUGUGAGCCUGUGUCUGUGUAAUUAUAUAUAACAAAACUGUACUUGUGUGCUGUUUACUCUGAUAACACUUUGCAUUGUAUUGUUUUUAAAUUAAUUGAAUGUUAUGUAAUAACUCCGAUUACUAGUACUUUAAAAUGUCCACAUUUGCAAAAAUGAAUAUUCAAUAAUGUUAAGCAUGUAUGAUACAGGUGACUGCAA